UUAUCUUGGGUUAAUCAUUAAGCUUUAGUCUCAUCAGCUGCCGGAGCUCAGAGGGAGGAGCAAGGACAUAAUGAAAGUGAAACCUGUUCAGAAGUGAAAGUAACUACUAGUCAUGGAGAAUCUGACGGAGAGAAACACAGUGUGAACUAGAUGACAGCCCCCCAGGAUUCACAGAGGCCAGAGCUGGCACCAUUUACAUACACCUGGACUGGAACCACCGACACACAACACCACCGGGAAGACAUAAAAGACAACAGAACCGGAACCGCCAACAGACAACAGGGCACGAAGAACCAUCCACCGACAAUAGAACCAGAACCACCAACAGACAACAGGGCCAGAACCACCAACAGGAACAGGGCCAGAAGAACCACCCACAGACAAAAGAACCAGAACCACCCACAGACAACAGGUCCAGAGCCACUCACAGGACUAGGACCAUCUACAGACAAUAAGGCCAGAGGAAACUCUUAAAGACAACAGAACCGGAACCACCCACAGACAAUAGGGCCAGGACCAUCUGCAGACAAUAGUGCCAAAGGAACCACUUACAUACAACAGAACAGAAACUACCCACAGACAACAGGGCCAGAAGAACCAUCCGGAGACAAAAAGCUUUGUUUCUACAAUUCAAAGAUGAGAAAAUUCAGCCUGUGCCUCCUCAUUGUCCUGUGUAUUGUGCCCAACGUCUCCACUCAAGGACCUACACACAGUAAUGAUCGGAUCCGGUGGUUCCUUCUGCUCAGUCCAUUGCUGGUCCUUCUGCUCACUGUGAUCUUCUGGGCACUAGGUAAAAAUGUUCUACGGAAACCAAGGCAAGAUGUCCAAAAAAUUGUCCUCCCUGCCCCUAAUGCAGAGUAUGUAUCCAUUCACAUGCAACUAGGACAUGGCGGUUCCUGUGGAGUCCCCCAAAAAGAAGAAACAAAUCUAGAAUUACGAGAUGAGAGAAUUUGUCCAAGAGGAGAAAAUACAAGAAGUCCUGAUGAUCAUCAGUACCCAUCUCCAGAGAGCGGAAGAACAAUAGACUUAGAAGAUGUCACAGUCAGGGGAGAACAUACAGAAACAAAUAAAGAAGAAUUACGAGAUAUGAGAUUGUGUCCAGAAGAAAAAGAUACAAUGAUUCCUGAUGAUCAUGGAUACACAUCUCCAGAAAGAACAAAAUCCUCAGAAGAUGUCACAGUCAAUGGAGAACAUACAGGUACAAAUGUUCUGUGUAAACCAACACAAGAUGCCCAAAAAAUUGUUCCCCCUGCCCCUAAUACGCAUUUUGUAUCUAUUGAUGUUCAACCAGGACAUGAUGAUUCUUGUGGAAUCUCUCAAGAAAAAGAAUCAUCACAAAGAACUCUUCUUCAGAAGUUAAUGGCUCUGGAUGUCUCGGCCAGAAAUACUCUUCAAGAAAAUGGGGAGAUUGAAGAUGCAUUUUGGGAUUCAGAUGAAGAAGAAUGCAAAAAGAGUGACAUGCGGUCAUCGGCGCCCUUUAACCCUCUAGAUGUUCUGUGUGGCCUCCUGCAUCGUUCAGAUAUGAUUUUACGACAGCAGAUUGUUUAUAAAAUGUCCAUGUGCCAAUUUGCUGUCCCUCUGCUUCUCUCUUCACCUGUCGAACAAGACUUCACCUUCAUGUUGUGGUCAAUGAGAGAUAUUGUGAAGAGAUGGAGACCUCACUGUUUGAUCAAGAGUAGAGAUUAUAAGGAAGACAAUAUAGUCAAUGUCCCCAUGCCCAUAUUCUCUUUUGUUAGACUUGGUUCUUGCAACAUUUCUAAAUCUCGAUAUCUGAACCAAGUCUUAAGUCCAUCUCAACAGAACCAUAACUUCUUUGUGCAUGGAGACCUGCCUGGUGGGAAUAUUCCUAGGAAACACUCUGAGGGACUUGUGGAAAUAUUUUGGUAUCUUCCAACUGGAAAUGAACACUUAGAUGUUUUUCCCGAUCCCAUUGCUGUUAUGAAUCUACGAGGAGACCUUGAGUCCAAUCAGGAACAGUUCAGGUUCCUAAGAAGCGUAUCAUCCGGUAUGUUUAUAUUUAUUGAGGACAUUAACAAGAACCAGCACAACCUGCUAUCAAGUUUACAGAAGGAGGCAAAUGUUUUCUUCAUUCUAAAUAUAAGAGAAGGAGACAUAAAUGCUGACAACAUGAAAUCUCUCAUCGAAGUUCUCCCAAGACAAAAUACUUUAGUUAAGAAUAAACGCCUCAAUGACUCCAACGUGGUAAAGAGAAUACGAUCAGCAAUGAAAGAGAUACUUCCAAAAGUUAAAGAAACAUUUAAUCUAGAGGAAAUUGCAAAGGAAGCCACAAAACGCAAUAUCCAUGUUGAUGAGAAUUCCCCAGAAUGCCAAGAAACUAAAGCAAAAGCCAAAGAAAUUACAGAUGAAAUAAAAGAUAUAAAUCAAUAUAAGGAGGAAACAAUGAAACUACAGGGAAAGUUCUGGAAACAGAUAUCUAAAAUAGAGAAGGAAAUAUGUAGAAUGAGAGAAUUAGGUGACCGGGAUGUGGAAGAAUAUAAAUCUGAGCUCCAGGCAAAACUAGUGAAACUCCAAGAGCUGCAGGGGAGGCACAGUCUGACACGGGGCAUGGGGAAAUUCCGAGAAGCAUUGAUGAUGUCUUCUUUAUUGAAAAGGAAAUUAUUUCUGAAAUGGCUGAAAAUACUUCUGGACACAGAAGGAAGACAUCAUCUCAGAGAAUUACAGAACAAAUACAAACUUAAAUGCAGAAGUUCAUCAACAACUGAACAUGAUCUCCAAAAAAUCGACCAGAAAAUAGCAGAUAGUUCAUUGGGUGUAGAACAUUUUAUACGUGAGUUGGGACAGUUUUAUGAAAUACACUUGAAAAAAGAAGGAAAGCUCAUUGAUUUGCCAGGAAUAGCUGCUGACGUCUUGUUGGAUGGGUUCCCAUUGGAGCUGAUUGAUGGAGAUGCCUCCAAUAUUCCCUUACAGUGGAUAACUGAUGUCCUGACUGAGCUGGAUAAGAAGACCGGAGGACAAUGUAGGGUGAGAGUGAUAACUGUGCUGGGAGUGCAGAGUACCGGGAAGUCCACCCUUCUGAACACCAUGUUUGGUCUACAGUUCCCUGUGGCCAGUGGACGAUGCACACGAGGAGCCUUCAUGACUCUUAUUAAUGCAAAUACCUUUGAAGAAGAACUUAGUUGUGACUUCAUUCUAGUCAUUGACACUGAAGGACUGAAGUCCUUGGAUCUGGCUUCUCUGGAGAACAGUUAUGAACACGACAAUGAAUUGGCCACAGUUGUAGUUGGAUUAAGUGACAUCACCAUAGUCAACAUGGCCAUGGAAAAUGUAGAAGAAAUGAAAGAUAUUUUACAGAUUGUGGUCCAUGCGUUUCUUAGAAUGAAAGGAAUAGGCAAGAAAUCCAGCUGCCAGUUUGUUCACCAAAAUGUGAGUGAUGUGUCCGCUCAUGUGAAGAACAGGAACGCCAGACAGAAAUUUCUGGAACAGUUGAGUGAAAUGGCAAAAGUAGCAGCUAGAAUGGAGAAAAGAAGUGAUGUGAAUCAUUUUUCAGACAUUAUCUCUUGUGAUAUUGAAAGAGAUUCUUGGUACAUUCCUGGGUUAUGGUAUGGGAUACCACCUAUGGCCUCUGUAAACACUGGGUACAGUGAAACGGUUAGUGAGCUGAAACAAUCGACACUCAGAUCCUUACAGUCAAUGGCCAGAAAACCUCCAAAUAUUAGAGAAUUUACAGAAUGGAUAAAAAGUCUGUGGGAUGCGGUAAAACAUGAGAAAUUUGUCUUCAGCUUUAGAAACCAUUUGGUCAGUGAGGCCUAUAACCAGCUCUGUCUUCACUAUGCAGAUUGGGAAUGGACAUUUCAGAAAAACAUUCACAGAUGGAUGAUGGAGACAGAAACUUUCAUCUAUAAUUUACCCUAUGAGAAAAUAAGUGCAGAUUUAUGGAACAAACUCCAAAAUGAUAUGUAUCAGCUAUUAGACAAGGAGGAGACAGCCAUGGAACGAUGUCUGGAGGAAUAUUUUGAGAAUGAUUUUGAGAAUGCUCAUCUUCUGGAGAUGUUUCGAGAAGACUUUAUCAGAAGUGUGAAGUAUCUCAGGAAACAACUUGAAAAUGUUCUUCAUGAUAAGUGUGAGAAGACUAUUCGUAUCCAGAAAGAUAAAUCCCAGAUUCAAGCCAUGCAGGCCCAAUAUAUUGACAUAAUGGAAGAAAGAAUAGCAGAAAUGAUGAUGGAAAGAAGGAAAAAUGCUGAAUAUGUGGGGAACAGUGAUACUCUGAAUGAAGAAUUUGAGGCGAUGUGGGAUAAAACUCUUUCCACUUUACGACUAAGUAAACUAGAAACACGCCAUGUUGGCCGUGAAAUAAUUCCACACUUAAAAAGGAACAUGGAUUGUGAUGAUGGUGUGAUCAUGGAGUGGCUCCAUAACCUCAACAAAUAUAAGGAUAGCAACUUUGAUCUGAAAAACAAGGAUCAUUCUAGCUAUUCUCCUGAAGACAUCAAGCAUUUGAAUGAACUUACCACCUCCUUAAUUCACGAAUGUAACAAACAUGUUGAAGAAGUUACUGGCACCAAAGAAGACUUUAAUGCCUUGUAUGCUGAGGAGUUGCUGUCAUUGAUCGAUAAAAGACUGAGGAGACGAAACUUCCAAUAUCCUAACAUUACGAAACUCUUUGAGUUAGAUCUUAAACUUCACAUCUUUGGAAGUGCAGCCUUUAAAUUCCAGAAGAUGCAUGAGGACUUUGUACAAAAAAAUGAUCCAAGGACCUGCCUGGAGACGCUGAAGCCUCACUACUACUCUGUCUUCAAAAACAUGUAUGAAAAAAGGGACGACUGUCGAAGGAAAGCCAAACAAUUCUGUGAACUAUGUGUGAAGCCGGCCAUCACUGAUCACAUCAACAAGUGUCUCGGUAAGGAGAUAAUAGAUGACGUCCUACAGACCGGUGGCCCAGAAGAAUUCAAGAGUCGGAAACAUUUACAGCUAGUGAUUCUCGAAAAGUUGCUGAAGGAAAACUCUUGGGAUCAGUAUAUAGAUUAUAUCAAUGAUUAUGAGAGUUUUCUCAAAAGUUGGAUCUCAACCUACAUUGCCGAACAUUACAAAAGACGUAUCCAAGUUCUACAAGUAAGAACCCUCCAUUCUGUAAUGGCCAAAGUGCAACAAACCCUCACUCAUCCAACACUUAUCUCUUCCAGAAACCUUAACGAGUUUUUAGUGAAGUUUUGUCAUAUUUUAGACAAAGAUCUUGUCAUUUCCAAGUCCGACAUGAAAGUUGUCUUGUUCCAGAGUAAUCUGAAUGUCAAAUCGUUUGCCGAGGAUGUUGAGUUGUAUCUUGGUUAUGUACAAGAUGAAAUCCAGCUGCAGAUGAACUCAAUGAGUAUAAAGUCAAUACUUUCACAGCUGACAUUGAAGCCUCAGGAGGAGCUCUUCAAGAAGCUCAUUGGAUGUGGGCAGCAGUGUCCAUUCUGUAAAGCCCCCUGUGAAGCUGGAGGAGCUGACCACAAGGAGCACUUUACUUCUCUUCACCGACCUCAGGGACUUGGGCAACAUACAGAUGAGCCGACCAAUGUUCUGGACCAUUCUAUAUGUUCUACAAAUGUCAUCUCAAAUAAGAGUUUUAGCAAUAAGGACACAACUUGGAAGCCUCAUCCUUACAAGGAUUACAGGUCCCAUUACCCAGACUGGGCCAUCUAUCCCGACAUGGCUGCCAAUGCCUCAAACUACUGGAAGUUUGUCUUAAUAGAGUUUAAUGAGUCAUUUGCCAAACAUUAUGGAACAAACCCAGCAAAAAUCCCAGAAGACUGGUACAAAAUAACUCGCCAUGAAGCUAUAACCAGCCUGAAGGUAACUUUGCAAUGAUCUGAGUCACCUUCAGCGGUAAUCGCUACUCUGCAAUUAUAUAUCUGUCCUGUAAUCAUCCUGCCGGCACUAUAUAUAAAGCCACCGCUCUAAUAGAUACAUAUGUUCUCACCAGGAUGAAAUAUGGCAGCCAAGUCAGGUCUUUUCUUUUUUCGAACAAAGUGAAGGACGAUAAAGUAGGAGAGCAAAAAAUACCCCCCAAAACACUUUAUUAUAAAAUGUCUCUACUUCUUUUUCCUGAUUAUCUUAUAAUUUGUCCUACUUGGGUUAUAUGUCAAAAAUUAUUUACAUGACAAAGUGCUCGGGGUGACAGUAAAAAAAAAAAAAUGCUCAUCUGUCGCUGAUACCCUGCCGUGCUAGUAUUGCUGCUCAGAGCUUUCUGUUCCCCAUGCCGACUCAGUACCGCUGAGUCAAAAAAUGGCCACUGAGGGCACAUCUUGUGUGCCGAGAUGUAGAACAAAAAAAGCUCAGAACAUUUGGACCAGCACCAUCUGAAAGGCACCAACGGUGCCUUUCCGAUGGUGCUGGUCCCAAUGUUCUGAGAUCCCACCCUGUUUCCUUCCACCCUAAGCACUGGGUAACCCUAAAAUUAUGAUAAAUAGUAAUGACCAGUAAUACCUUUUACCUAUACAACCAGAUUUGCCAUGAUUAUAUGUGUACAUUAUGAUUAAACUGAGUUUUAUCUGGGUGAACGUGUGGAAUCUUCUCCUUCUUGUUCUCCUGGAAGUUAACGUGUGGUGUCCACUUGGGAUUUACCCCCAUUUUUACUCCUAGAAUUUAUUAGGCCCCUUUCACACUACAGUUAGUACA
Hyla sarda is the source of this 6615-nucleotide messenger RNA. Its product is annotated as up-regulator of cell proliferation-like. The transcript is spliced from 8 exons. The coding region runs from base 637 to 5805 and encodes 1722 amino acids. Lineage: Eukaryota; Metazoa; Chordata; Amphibia; Anura; Hylidae. The record is from RefSeq and is a predicted model, not a curated record. Gene Ontology annotation, molecular function: GTP binding.